Messenger RNA from Microthlaspi erraticum, 333 nucleotides. NCBI's taxonomy places the organism in Eukaryota, Viridiplantae, Streptophyta, Magnoliopsida, Brassicales, Brassicaceae. The record is from the annotation of a GenBank genome assembly.
AUGAUCACAUGUUCUGCCUUGAACAAAAUAAAGAGUUUCACUUUGCACAUCAUUGGAAUUAGAGGUGGUGAUAUGAUCUGGCCGUCAGAUCUACAAGCCAGCAAUCUCCAAGCACUGCCGUCGCCUGACGAAGCGACUGAAGUAGCGACCACUACAUCUCUGGUAGUGACUGCCGAUGGUGUUUCUGAACCAGCAGAGCCGGAUGUGCUUGAGAGACACAAAGCUAAAAAGGGGGAGAUUGAAGAUGCAACUGGUUUGACGCAGAUCGUGAAUCAGUCAGGAAGUGCAUCAGGACGUAUGGACGGACUUGUAGCGGAGCUAAGUGGAGCUUAA